Molecule: messenger RNA, 621 nt
Organism: Bipolaris oryzae ATCC 44560
Lineage: Eukaryota; Fungi; Ascomycota; Dothideomycetes; Pleosporales; Pleosporaceae
Exons: 2
Coding region: 1-621 (206 amino acids)
Source: RefSeq, a predicted model, not a curated record
AUGGCGCGCAGACAGCGGCAUCAUGACUAUCAGGCGGAUGGUGAUGAUGAUGAUGAGCAUCAGCCCUCGAGCGUGGUGCAGGAAAAUUUAGCAACGCGGGCCCCGAAGCUGACCCGGGGCCGACUGACAGGCAGGACAGGUCAGGGCAGGACAGGGCAGGGCAGGCAGGCACGACAGGCAGCAAGGGCAGACAGGGCAGGCACGACGGGCAGGACAGGGCAGCAGGGCACGCGGGUUGUAGCUACCUGUUGCAGCUUGGCCCAGCACGCUAUCCGCCUGGCUACUGGUCGAUCCUUCUCCACGCACGGCCCGCCACACUGUUGGCCUGCCACAGCUCGGCGCUCCUCAAUGGCCGUUUUUCACGCCUCUUGCGCGCUGAGCACCCCCGCUGCAAGCGGCUCAUGCACCGCACCAACGUCCGCACCAGCAACCGCACCAAAUGCCUUCAACCGCGCCCAGCCUGCUCCUUCGUCGGCACCGGCAUCGGCACCACGGCUGCCCUGCCCAAACGUCUCUCUCCUCUGUCUCUGCCUCUCCCGGCGCACUCACGGUCCUAACAGGGGGACCGACGCCCGCCUCGAGCACCACACCAGAGCCACCUCUUGCUGCAACCCCAGCUGA